Messenger RNA from Metarhizium robertsii ARSEF 23, 819 nucleotides. RefSeq names its product Small GTPase superfamily, ARF/SAR type. The record is from RefSeq and is a predicted model, not a curated record. The transcript has a single exon. NCBI's taxonomy places the organism in Eukaryota, Fungi, Ascomycota, Sordariomycetes, Hypocreales, Clavicipitaceae. The coding region runs from base 1 to 819 and encodes 272 amino acids.
AUGCCUCCUUCACUUUCCGAUUUGGAUGAUACAGAAGCAUCUCUGUCAAACAGGGUCUCCGCCCCUCCUUUGAUUGACUGUCUACCUCUGCACGUUGUGUCUGAGAUCUGCGAUAAUAUCCUGGGUGAUAUUGGAUACUUGCAAAAGCUCGGACAUCUUCCAUCCUACUGGAAAUUCCGCCUGACCGAUAAUUUUGGAAUCCGUUUAGAAGGCCUAAAUUUCGAAGAAAAAGCAGCGGGUUUGGCAGCCGAGCAUCGCGGGAAGCCAAGGGAGCAUCACGAGGAAGAUCUACGUCGUUUGAGAUAUUUAAUUGAAGCCGUGUUCAAUAGACCACGUAUUUGCCAUUGUGCUUUUACCGGGGUUGAAAAAACACUUAAAGAUCUCUUACGUCUUGCUGAGAAUUCGCCAACCUUGUACUGCCGUGAUCUUGGUGAGCUCUUUUUGAAGAAAGCACACCAGGAAUAUGCGAAAGACAUCAAAACAGCCAGAAAUCUCCUCGGUGAGAUUCAUGGCGGGUCUUUUUGGGGGGAUAAAAAUGUCGCCGAAGCUACCUUUCCAAAUGUGAUGGCGCGACUGCUUGGCUGUGACCGCCAAACAUUUGAGCCGGCCAAUGUCUUUGACGAAAUCGGGGCUAUAAGUCCUAAUAUAUUGAGCGAUAUUCUUAUCAUCAGAAGCUGCAAUGAGCCUGAUUCAAUUGACUAUGCAGAUCUUAUAGAUGUAGCUGUCGCUGCACGGAGCUUGGAGAGGAAACUGGAUGAAAUCGACCGCGGGCUUCAGCACGCCAUCGGGCUCUAUUUUCCUACAUCGGACGACAAUUAG